Molecule: messenger RNA, 3727 nt
Organism: Thalassophryne amazonica
Lineage: Eukaryota; Metazoa; Chordata; Actinopteri; Batrachoidiformes; Batrachoididae
Gene: kcnh4a
Product: potassium voltage-gated channel, subfamily H (eag-related), member 4a
Exons: 15
Coding region: 260-3727 (1155 amino acids)
Biological process (GO): potassium ion transmembrane transport; regulation of membrane potential
Cellular component (GO): membrane
Molecular function (GO): voltage-gated potassium channel activity
Source: RefSeq, a predicted model, not a curated record
UGAGGAGAUGCUGAGGGAUGCACUGCUGAAUCCGAAAGCUCCUGGUUCCACGGCGAGAGACACAAGCAUCACAGCAACUCGACACUCUUCUUCCAACAAGAAAAAAAAAAUCCACGAGAUGAAAGUCAGGUGUCACCACUCCACUGCAAACAAAUCCGUUAAGACCUUGGGGAAGCGUUACCAUGGUUCUCUGUCAGUUCUUGCAUAAAGUGUUUGGAGGUUUUCCGAGAACUUGCAGCCUGAUCAAAUCUCUGACAAAAUGCCUGUGAUGAAGGGUCUCCUCGCACCACAAAACACCUUCCUGGACAAUAUCACCAACCACUUCGACGGCACUCACAGUAACUUCUUGCUGGGAAAUGCUCAGGGUCGCUGUGGUUAUCCCAUCGUAUAUUGCUCAGAUGGGUUUUGUGAGCUGACUGGCUUUGUUAGGACGGAGGUGAUGCAGAAAACCUGCACCUGCAGCUUUCUUUAUGGAGUCGACACCAUCGAAAGUGUGAUCCAGAAGCUAGACAACGCUCUGGAGGGCCAGCGGGAGUACCAAGGAGAAGUCUGCUUCUACAGCAAAAAUGGAAAUCCAUUCUGGUGUCUCCUGGAUGUUGUACCGAUUAAGAAUGAGAAGGGCGAGGUCGUUCUGUUUCUGAUGUCUUUCAAAGACAUCAGUGAGUCGUAUGGGAAGAGCCAUCAGCACUCUCACAGAGACGGACUGUUGGAAACUGUCCAUCAGAGCAGAAACGGUAACCAAUCGCACUUUUUCCAAACACGCAAGAGGGGACGCACCAUUCUGUACCACCUGACCAACCUGUUUCCAAAGAGGGGCAAAAGAACCAUUCCUAAUAGCAUGUUCCAGAAACCGUCUCUGCCCGAGUACAAGGUGGCCGCCGUAAAGACGUCCCGCUUCAUCCUGCUGCACUACAGCAUCUCCAAGGCGUUAUGGGAUUGGCUCAUCCUGCUGGCGACCUUCUACGUUGCCGUUACGGUGCCUUACGACGUGUGUUUCGUCAGCCAUGACGAGGGCAGCGAACACCACUCACUUGUCAGUCGCAGCACUCUCGGCAGUGACAUAGCAGUCGAGCUGCUCUUCAUGCUCGACAUCAUCUUGAAUUUUUGUACCACCUAUGUGAGUCAGUCGGGACAGGUCGUGUAUGAUGCCCGAUCCAUCUGCAUCCAUUACUGCACCACGUGGUUCUUUGUAGACCUGAUCGCCGCAUUGCCCUUUGACCUCCUCUAUGCUUUCAACAUCACAGUGACUUCACUGGUGCACCUACUGAAGACGGUUCGUCUGCUGCGUUUGCUGCGCCUCUUGCAGAAAUUGGAUCGUUACUCCCAGUACAGUGCUGUGGUCUUGACCCUGCUUAUGUCUGUGUUUGCUCUGCUGGCUCACUGGAUGGCAUGUGUCUGGUACGUCAUCGGACGCAAGGAGAUAGAAAGCAGUGAUCCUGUUACGUGGGAAAUAGGCUGGCUACAGGAACUAGGAAAGCGCCUGGAGACACCAUACAUCAAUAGUACCGUGGGCGGCCCCUCCAUGCCCAGCGCCUACAUCGCCUCGCUCUAUUUCACCCUCAGCAGUCUGACCAGCGUAGGCUUUGGCAACGUGUGCGCCAAUACGGAAGCUGAGAAAAUCUUCUCCAUCUGCAUCAUGCUCAUUGGUGCCCUCAUGCAUGCAGUGGUCUUUGGUAACGUAACAGCCAUUAUCCAGCGUAUGUACUCACGCCGCUCACUCUACCACACCCGAAUGAAGGACCUGAAGGACUUCAUCCGCGUGCAUCGGCUCCCUCAGCAGCUCAAGCAGAGGAUGCUGGAGUACUUCCAGGCCACCUGGUCAGUUAACAAUGGCAUCAAUGCCAAUGAGCUGCUGCAUGACUUCCCUGAUGAACUGCGAGCUGACAUCGCCAUGUAUUUAAACAAGGACAUCCUGCAGCUGCCUGUAUUUGAGAGAGCCAGCAGAGGAUGUCUGCGCUCCCUCUCCCUGCACAUCAAAACCUCAUUCUGCGCACCCGGGGAGUACCUCAUUCGCCACGGAGACGCUCUGCAAGCCAAUUAUUUUGUCUGCUCUGGUUCUCUGGAGGUUUUGAAAGAUGGCAUGGUCCUUGCUAUCCUGGGCAAGGGAGACCUUAUAGGGGCGGACCUCCCGGAGUUUGAGCAGGUGAUCAAGACCAAUGCAGAUGUAAAGGCUCUGACCUACUGUGACUUGCAGUACAUCAGCGUGAGGGCUCUGCGGGAAGUCCUCGGGUUGUAUCCAGAGUACGGCAGCCGCUUCAGCUUGGACAUCCACCACCAUCUCACCUACAAUUUGAGAGAAUGCAGUGACGCUGAUAAUUGUGGUUCUGUGGACCACAGUCAACCAUACAUUGUUGAGACAAAAGAUGAGCACGGAGAUGACAUGGGACAGUUUCAUCACAAAGGAGUACCUCUGCUGUAUGGAAUGAGCAGUCCUCUACGCCAACCCCGUCUCACCACCCUUCUGGGGGAGGAGGUGCUCCACAUCAAAGCUAGAGGUCGUAGCCCACCUCCUCGUCCAUUUACCAUUGAAGAACACUUCCCAACUCCUUUGUCCAGCCACCAGCCAGCAAACCUGCUCCUGCCAUCGCUGCCUUGUGUUAGUCCACUAAACCUUAGCCCCAGGGUUGUUGACGGAAUUGAAGACAAUGGUCAUACAUUUCUAUUUAAUGUAGAGCAGAAUGAAGAAAGCAUAAAUGUGAAAGACCGAUUCCAAGUAAGUGCUAAUCUGCUGCUGGAGACUGAAGAAGUGAGACAGAAUGUCAGCAAACUGAACAAAGAGGUGAGCAGCUUGAACCAAGAAGUGUCCAACUUGGCCAAGGAGCUCCAUGAAAUAAUGCACUUCCUGCAGGUUCAUAUAGCCAUGAUACAUUGCACCCCGUCCGUUUCCACAUACUCCUACAGUGCACCAGUGGUUUCCAGCUCCAUUGUGACCACUUCCAACCCCUGGCAACCAUGUGUUCCUAUAAAUAUAGCCACAGGGCUACACCUCUGCCAUGAAGUCAUUAGCCACCCUACCAGAAAUGUGUGGGGCUGCAGCACGAUUCCACCCCAAGGUAGAAGCCCUACUCUGAUCCAUUCUUCAAGCCCGAAGUCUUCCUGUUUACACCUGUGCUGCUCUGACAGAGACGGGCCCACAUCUCACAAACUGCAGAGUCAGUGCAGUCCCUUACAGUCCUCAAGAACAACCCCCAACUCUCCCUAUAUUCCCCACUCUCGUGGUCAGGGUGGUCCGUCCCUCCUCAGUCUCAGUCCUGGUUUUACAAGCUACCCAGUGAUGUGUGGGGUGAACUGUACUACCUCUAUACCAACUCUGACCAACUCCCAGUGCUCCACAGGAAAUCAACUUCCAUCUUACCCCUCUCAGAAUCCUCAAACUACAUCUGGUCUCACACAGACAAACUCGCACACCCCAAUCCAUUCCUCCAUUACCCCAACUGGUCAGUCAGAACUUCACACUGCCUUCAGCUCACUGACCCCAUCGACACUCCACACCUCAGUGUGCACGUCAUCCCACAGGUGGGGACAAGAGGCCUCAAUCAGCCGCCCCAGGCAAAAGGACCCAGCUGGGUCCAGCACAGUCCACCACACCCACAACUUUACAUCUCUGUCAGGGCAAGACAGCAGGGAGUCGGUAUAUGUAGAGUCUAAAGAAGAAAGGUCCGACAUCACCGAAUCUCAGGAUACAAGCAGAAGCAAUCCGACCAAUCCGAUCCCAACACAACACUGA